Messenger RNA from Drosophila willistoni, 1620 nucleotides. RefSeq names its product calmodulin-lysine N-methyltransferase. Gene Ontology annotation, cellular component: cytoplasm. The transcript has a single exon. Bases 33 to 1298 code for a protein of 421 amino acids. The record is from RefSeq and is a predicted model, not a curated record. Gene Ontology annotation, molecular function: calmodulin-lysine N-methyltransferase activity. NCBI's taxonomy places the organism in Eukaryota, Metazoa, Arthropoda, Insecta, Diptera, Drosophilidae.
GAAAAUGAAAAGCUGAGCACCCCAGAGGAAAAAUGCCAAUGUCAGCAGCAACAGUAGCAGCAUCAGUACAACAAAAUUCAACAGAGCAAGAGCAAAAUCAACUCAACAUUGUCCCGGGCAAAGAGAUUGGGGCAACGAUAUCGUUGCUUCUGCACUACAAUAUUGAUAACACGCUGAAUGCCUACAAGGAGGAGCACAAAAAGAUGACGCUGGAUGCCAGCAGAUUAGAAACUAAUGCGACAAAUUCAAAUAAUAAUCGAGCCAAAGACAUAAAUCGCAAUAAUAUGACCGAAGAGGAAGAACUACUCGAAGAAAAUGGAAGUGGGGGCAAUGCUCAGCAUCAGCCCUUUAUGCCACCCACACCACCGGCCACGCCCAAUUUGCAACAACAACAAAACACCGCACAGAAACGUUGGCGCAUUUUGGCUAAGGUAUUGCGCAAAGACUCAGAGGAAACGGUGUCCUCCAAUUCCAGUGAUGCGGAAUUCACUGAAGAGCAAACAGCCUCGGUGAGGCGAUUCAAAAGCUUCGAUCUCCUGCGUCAAGAUAGUUUCGAGGAUCAUGUAAGCCUUAAUUGUUUGGGUAAAUCCGAGAAUUGGUAUAAAUAUCGCAUGAUGCUAUUAGAGGAUAAAGAGUAUUCGGUCAAUAUACAUCAUAUGGAAAGACAAUUGACUGCCAGCGAUUUGAUGGGAUUCAAUAAUACCGGUAACAUCUGUGUCUGGCCCUCAGAGGAGGCUCUUACUGCUCUGGUCCUGUCCGAUGUCCAUGAAUAUUCGGGCAAAUGGAUAUUGGAACUGGGCGGCGGCUUCACCUCGUUAGCUGGCCUAAUGUUGGCAAAGUAUGCCAAACCCUAUGCCGUCCAUUUGACUGAUGGCAAUGAGAUAUCGGUGGAGAAUGUACGUAAAACUGUUUGUCUAAAUGAACUUAGUUGUUAUACCAAAUGUUCGGUCUUGAAAUGGCAAAACAUAUCCGAACGUUCACUCGACGAACAGGGUAAAUUUGACUAUAUCCUAUGUGCAGACUGUUUAUUCUUCGACGAGGCUCGCUCCGCUCUGGUCGAUACAAUUUGGUAUUAUUUGGCUCCACAGGGCAUUGCCCUAAUUAUGGCGCCACGUAGAGGACGUACUCUGAAUGUGUUCCAGGAGGAAUGCCUGGCCAGAGGAUUUCGGGUGGAUAUAUCGACGCGCUACAACGAGACCAUCUGGAAACGUCAUUUACAACUGAAGGCCGAUUCAGCUUUAUAUGAUGAGGACCUUCAUUAUCCUGUCCUGCUACGAAUAUGCAAGUCGCAUAGCUAGAAUAGUAAAAACUUUAUAGGCAAUUCACAUUAAUCAAUGUUUUAGUUGAUGGCAAAGAAAAAAAAAACCAAAACCCAAAAAAAAAAACACAAAUUCCAGUUUACACCUAGCACAAGAAACACACAACACAAACACGCACACAACAAAUUCCUUACCACACAUUGCAAACAAAAUUAGGAAUAUCACAAAAAAAAAAAACGACAACAAAAUGUUUAGGCUGGUCCUAGAAAGAAAAACUCAUAGAUGAAAGCUUAGGUGAAAUCAUGAUGUAGAAAUAUAAUUGCUCUGUAUUUAUGUAAUUGAAAAGAUUUAUUAAUUUCAA